Styela clava is the source of this 4154-nucleotide messenger RNA. Its product is annotated as RNA-binding protein RO60-like. Gene Ontology annotation, molecular function: RNA binding. NCBI's taxonomy places the organism in Eukaryota, Metazoa, Chordata, Ascidiacea, Stolidobranchia, Styelidae. The record is from RefSeq and is a predicted model, not a curated record. Gene Ontology annotation, cellular component: ribonucleoprotein complex.
CACCGAUACUGUUUUCUCCCCAUUCUCAGUUUGUGGCGGAUAUGCUUCGUCCGCAUUAAUUGCAUUCCAACUUUAGUCAUUUCAGUGCGACUUCAUGCGUCUGGAGCGACUGCAUUGGUUUUUAAUCUUUUAAAAUCGUAUACAGGCUUUUGCGGCAUUGAUUGUAUGAGAGGAUUAAAAAAAUAUGGCAAAUAGCGCACAAGAAGACAAGGGGGUGCUAGCGGACAAUUUGAGGCCGGACGAAAGCACUGAAUUCAAAUGGCCGGUGACUUCUAACAGCAAAGUUUGGAGAUUUUUAUUAAAUGGCAACACGUCUUCUAUGGUUAAACAUUCAUCAAUUUUAACUGGAAUAAAUUCAGAAGAAAUUGAUAAACUUCUUUUUCAAACAAUCGAAGAUGGAAAAGGAAUUGAACUUGUAAACACCAUAUACAAGGUUUUUUCUGAAGGUACUUCAGUCAAAUAUGAAGCUAUCGUUUAUGCAUUGACUUUAUGUACUUGUUCGGAAAAUGCUGAGGUGAAGACUAAAGCCUACGGUCUUGUGAAUGAAAUCUGUGAUCAAUCGUCACAUUUUUUACAGUUUGUUGACUUUCAUGAAAAGAUCUGCCUAGCGAAACGUAAAACUACCGGUUGGAGUCGUUCGCAUAGAAAUGCUGUCCAGAAAUGGUAUCAAAGAAAAUCACCCCUAGAAGUCGCCAAAUCAAUAACAAAAUGUCCACGUUACAAUCACUGGACACACAAAGAUGUUCUUCGGUUGGCUCAUACCAUACCUGAGAAUGAAGGUCAAGAAGUUGUGUCUAGUUUUAUUGUUGCUGGUCUGAAAAAAACUUUGGAAAGAUACAAAAAUGAAUCUGAAGAGAAAAUAGAUGAAGCUCAGAAGGUACUCCAAUAUCUCGAGCAAGCUAUGAUGGUCAGAUCAUCACAAGAUAGUUUGAGAGUUAUUGCUGUCUUUAAAAAAUUGAACCUCUCAUGGGAUUUCAUACCAUGCCAUCUACAUAAAGAUCCCCAACUUUGGAAGUUUCUUCUCCCCUUUCUGCCAUUGACUGUCAUAAUACAGAAUGUGUGUCGAAUGGCGAAGUUGAGAUUGUUUGACGCACCAGAUCCCGCGGAAGUUCAAUUUUUUAUUUCCACUGCUGUGAAGGUUCAAGAAGUAAAAGAUUCUGGACUACAUCCGUACCAUAUCUUAAUGUACCGAGAACUAUACAAUAAUGCAAUGAAUGAUGCCAAACGAAAGAUCUCAUGGAAACCUCAUCCUGGUAUAAUGGCUGGUCUCAACAAAUGUUUUUUACUUGCAAUUCAGCAUAACUUGAAACCAACUGGAAAACGUUAUUUUAUUACAAUCGAUGCUUCCAACUCAAUGAAAGCUCAUAUUGCUAACAACAACCAUGUACAAUGCAGGGUAGCGGCUGCAUGUAUGGCUUUAUGUAUCGCUAGAACAGAGCAAAAAGUUAUCGUAAAAGCAUUUUCUAAAGAAUUGACUGAUAUAAAGAUUGAAGAAACUACUGGUUUAGAUGACAUAGUCAAAUGCUUGGAGGAGACUCCAUUAGGUGGAACAGAUUGCUCAAGGCCAAUAAUAUUUGCAAAAGGAAAGAAGAUCAAAACUGAUGUGUUUAUCGUGUUCACUGACAAAGAAACAUGGUGCGGUAAGACAACUCCUCGGGAAGCAUUAUGCCAAUAUAGGAAGUAUGUCAAAAUACCAGCCAAGUUAAUUGUUGUUGCCUUAAAUGCUGAAGGAACUACAGAGAAAGUUGUUGCAGAUCCAGAAGACCGAGGAAUGCUUGACAUUUUUGGAUUUUCACCUUCAAUACCAAAUAUCAUCUCUAAUUUUGCAAGUUAUAAUUAUUGACAUACUAACAACUCAUUAGAAAUAUUUAGAAUGCAAUUUUUUUCAUCUAAUUGAUCAAAUUUUAUCUGACGUUUUAUUUUUACAUUUGGAAUGAUAUUUAAUAAUUUGAAGUUUGAUGUGUUCAGUGUAGAAAGAGCACAAUUACAUGAUGUUAUAUUACGAAUACAUCCAUGAAUAUUCUUCAAUAUGAACAAUAUCUCAUGACAUUAACAGUGAAAAAGAAAUAACAAUUUAUGUUUUUACCGCAUAUUGUGUGUCAAUUUUGUUGUUCUAAAAUGUGUUUAUUAUGAAACUGAGAUAUAUAUACUCGUUUUUUUCCAAAAUUUACAAUAUUGAGUGAAUCUAGUUUUGAACGUUUUCAAAAUUUGAUUCAUUUUCCCCCCAGCUUAGUUCUUCUAUUGAUUUACAUCUCAUAAGUCGUAAACUUCAACUGUCCUGGUCAUUUUUACAUCCAGGUGCUGGUUUGUAUACACUAUUAAAUUAUAUGCUAUCUUAUUUAAAGAACAUAAGAAUAAACAUACUAGCAAACUCUUCAUAUCAUUCGGAUACACUUGGGUGCGACAGUAUCAGGGGCUUGAAUGAAAAUCAUCUCUCAUUCACAUAUUCAUCUAACAACACUUCCGCCAUUAGGGACACAAAACAUCAAUAAUUUUCUGUGCUUCAAAAUUAUGUCUGCCUGAUUUUGGCUCUUCAGUUUGCUGCCCCAUGUACCAACUUACUUUAGAAAUAAUGUUUUUGAUCUUGCCUGUCAUUCAAUGUAUUCUACAUAAAUUGCUAUAAAAUGAAUUAUUUGUUCACUUUUCAAUUUGAUAGUUGAAAAAUUGCACUUUGUCAACAUAUAUUUGAUGAGCAGAGCCAUUGUUAUGUUUUAACAUUUAAUUUAAUGAGGAUGACUUUUUCAUAACCUUUCCUGUAUGCAUGUUAUAUCGUUUUGUGAUAUUUUCAGAUUUUGUUGGGCGACUUUCAAACGUUUUUACCUUUACAAUAACGAUUGAGAAACAGGUAGCUAGAUAUUGAAAUCAAUUUCAUAUGGAAUUUUUUACAAUGUCUUGACAGUGUAACUCACAAACAAAGGUGGUGGUAUCAAAAUAUAUCUAAAUUUAUGAGGUCUUACAUAUAGAAAAAAAUCUUCAGAAUGAAAUAAGCGCAUGACAAGCAGCAAUUUCUAGUCUGUUCAAAGUGAUCGUUGAUCAAAAGUUAACUGGCAUGUGAAAUGCUCUAGCAAUCUUCUUAUACAUGACCAUUGGAUUGGAACUUCAAUGUUUCACGCUUUGUAAUUUAUCUAGUCUCUAGUGUGAUACAGAUGUUAGAAAAUUGACAUGGAUUCUUGUUGAACCUUAUACUGGACUGGUUUUCAUGCGGCAACAGACCAGAAUUCUAAUUUGUAGGAUGAAACGCAACGAGUGGAGUUGUUAGUUUUUGCCUAUUAUAUUACACUUGCUUUCCUUGCGUUUAUGUAAUUUUUCUCUUGAACUGAAUCAUUAGUAUGUAUUAUUAUCUUAUUUCCAUUUAUUUUCCUAGUUGCUAAGAAUUAGCUAGCCUAUUAAUCUUUAAAUUUUGUUGUUGAACUGUCAUUAGUAGGACUUUAUAAAGCCUUUCUGUCAAGUACUUGAAUUCGAAUUUUUUGUUUCCAAUAAAAAAUGUCAGAUUUUAUAUUUUUUUUUCGUUAGGCUUAGCAAUUCUUUUUUCAAGCAAAGUACGACAUCAUUUUGCAAAAUAUAGAACAAUUCAUUUUAUUCAAGAGGAAUGAAUAAUGAUUAUGUCUAUGGAUGGCACAGAUUGGUUUCUUAAUGUUUGAAUGCAAAAUUUGUUUAUUCCCACUGUUCUUAUCACUGAGCUUACUUUUACAUACAUUCAUAGUGAACCUUGUCAUUGGUGGAAUUCUGUGGUUUGAAAUAUCUUGCUCGGAUAAAUAAUUUAUUUUGAACUCCACCAUGGUAUGAAAAAAUAAUAACACAGGGAGUGGAUAUUCGGAGGAGUUGCCCAAAGUUUUAUGAGAACAGUUGGUUUUAAAACGAGGAAGAGGUUCAAACCCAUGUUUACUUUAUACAUACUGACAAAUAAUAGAAGUUUUUGUGGGUAAUGGCGUUGCUAUGAAAUAGAUAGAGUUGUAAGUUUGUAAAGAUGUCAUUAACAAUGUAGAUUCCUCUAUGUAAUGGGGGUUAAAAUAAACACUGGCUUUUGAUUGAAUCAUUUAGCCCGUUUAAUUAACUGCUUUUAAUUUUUAUGCUUUCGCCCAAUUCUUAUUGUUCUACCAUUUUUUUGUUAUAAUCUUUAAUGAAACACUAAAAAAUAAAGUCAACUUGAUGCA